Messenger RNA from Anopheles coluzzii, 9552 nucleotides. RefSeq names its product integral membrane protein GPR180-like. Bases 507 to 2255 code for a protein of 582 amino acids. The record is from RefSeq and is a predicted model, not a curated record. The transcript is spliced from 6 exons. NCBI's taxonomy places the organism in Eukaryota, Metazoa, Arthropoda, Insecta, Diptera, Culicidae. Gene Ontology annotation, biological process: response to pheromone; G protein-coupled receptor signaling pathway.
AUGUCAACAAAGUUUGCGUUGGAGCAGAAAGUAAAAAAAAAGGUUCACUCCGCGGUGCUGGCGAGAGGGCACGGACAAGAAACAAUAAAAUAUUAAGAAGUACUUUGAGCCGUUCUGCAAACAAUGCUCACUUUAUCGCCAUCGAGCGCACAGCCGGACACGAUGCGAUAAAGGUGCGCGGAUUCGGUGCCAUUUUUCGUUCGGUCGGUGAGCAAAGCUCGUGCAAACGUGUCGGUGUCGGGGCCCCUGCAAGCAGUGGUGCAGAUUUUCUCCCCACCCUCCCCUCAUCUGCUCCCCUGUCCAAUUUGGCUCGGAAUAAAGUUGCCAAUGUGCUGCAAUUCGUUCGCCAGCGCUACAUUCCGGACGGGGGUACGGUGGGCAAAGGGAAAGUGAAAGUGAAAACGGUGUGCCUGAAGUGAAGGGAAAGCUAUCGUGUACCAGGGGGUGGGCGUGAGGAGAGAAAGAAGAGGUUUGGGAGGAGUGUCAAUCGGCAGCAGCGAGCGAGUAUGUGGACGAGGAACACUCCCGGACGAACGCGGUGGAUUGUGAUGGGGGCGGCGGCCCUGUGGAUGCUGCUGGGGGCGGGGGUAGGCGAGCUGCCCAUGGCCCGCGCUGCCCACCUGACGGGCACGUUCGAGGUGGACGAGUUCUUUCGCUUUCUGCACAAGUUCGGCUUCCAGAAGACGGAGAAACACUCCCAGAAGGACACGGAGUGGGACACGUUCGGGUACAUCUACGGCAACAUUACGUCGAGCGUGAACUUUACCGUGCCGGUGACGCUGGCGGUGCUCGACAAGCGCAGCUUUCUCGAGUACUACGCGAACCGGAACGAUUACGACCGGGACGUGGCCUGCCAGCGGAUGUUCGAGAAGCUGGACAAGAUCGUGUACAGCCGGGCGUGCAAUCCGCACGCGGAGGCGGACUACCUGCGGCGCAUCCCGUGCGAGCCGGGCAAGCUGUGCGUGGACGAGGACACGCGGGAAAACGUCGUCCCCGGGAGCCAGUUCACGUUCGUCAUCAGUGAUCCGAACGUGCCAAGAUUCUGGUACGUGUCGAUGGUAGCCUGUUAUCAGAAUGUGUCCACCUGCCAGUGGCAUCAUUACGACUAUCGCAAGUACCACCCGGAACCGCCGGCGAUAAACUACGAUAUAACGCUCGUGAACGGGAACCCGAACCGGCAGACGCUGUCGUUCUUCAAUCCGCUGCUGUUUCACUUCUCCUUCGACCAGCAGAACACGCUCGAGAUGUAUUUGAUCUUUUUCGUCGUGUAUCUGCUGAUGGUGCCGCUGCAAAUCUAUGCCGUGCGGUUGCAGAAGCACCCGGUGACACGGCUGUUUACCGUCAGCCUGGUGCUGGAGUUUGUCAGCGUCUGUCUGCUGCUCACGCACACGGUGCGGUACGCGAUGAACGGCGUGGGCGACGAGAAGCUGGCCAUUAUGGGCGAUAUAUUUGAUAUCUUUAGCAGAACCUCAUUCAUGCUCAUACUGCUGCUGCUGGCGAAGGGGUGGGCCGUGACGCGACUACAGAUCAGUGUUAGCAGCUGGAUACUGCUGAUGGUUAUUUGGAUACCCUACUGUGCCAUACACGUGCUGCUGUACAUAUGGAACAGAACGGAAGUUGAUAUUAUCUCCGACAUUGACGAGUAUCAGACGUGGCCCGGCUGGCUGGUACUUGCCUGCCGCUCCACGAUGAUGCUCUGGUUCCUGUGGGAGCUGCGCACCACGAUGAAGUACGAACACUCGUCGCAGAAGCUGGACUUUCUGCUUCACUUCGGUGCUUCGAGUCUGGUGUGGUUCAUCUACCUGCCGAUCGUGGCCAUCAUUGCUGUGAACGUUAGUCCGCUGUGGCGGUAUAAGCUUUUACUAGGUAUAACAAAUUCUGCCGACUGUUUGGCGUACUGUGUGAUGAUGGGUUUGCUGUGGCCUAACCGUGCCGGCCAAUACUUGCUGCUGACGGGAACAAACUUUGGUGGUAUGGACGAACUGGACGAGUUCAAUGAAGCACCGCACAUAGUGCACCGGGACUCGGACACGCUGCACAGUAGCAACGGUGAUCUAGCGAUAGACGAUUAUUUAGACAACGAGGACGAUGAGAUAGAAACGCUCGUGCUCAGUACGGACGAUUUGCUGCACACGGGCAGCUCGUACGCAGUCGGCAGUGGGUCCGGCAGUGGUGGGGGCAGCAAACCACUCUCCCUGCACAAUGGUAGCGCCCUGAACGGUGGCAUUGGCAAAGGGGGACGAUCGUUCGAUUAGAUUCCCUGGCACGCUCGGGCGUAUAAGUGAAUGCCGCCCAGAGAGAGAGCGAGUCUCCCCCUCAACGGCACACCGGUUAAAAACGUAAACGACGAAUCUUUAGAACGAAUUUAAUUCACCCAUUACUGUAACGGUGUAGCAGGGCGGAGGUGCGCCAUGUGGGAUUAUUGUGGAUGUUAUUAGUCCCCAUCAACAAAACAUACUCUUGGCCGUUUAUCGUGUAAAAAAAGAAGCAGAAAACACCCCUUUUUGAAGCGUUUUGAAAUGAUACGGUACACACGACGACAACGGCGACGACGCCGGUCCCACCCGGUCCGGUCCCGGUUCACUCUAGCCUGCCAUUUGAGUGGCGCUCUAAUCUGGUCAUAAACUGAUUGUUUUAAGAUAAAAUACACUCGUCGAUACUAUCGCACCUUGGCACAUUGCAAAUUGGAGCAGACGACGAUAAGCUGCGUCGCGUGCGAUAGUGAAAGUCAAAAUUCUUCCAUUUCUUAUACAAAUAUUCGUAAUUUGAUAUUUCUCCCUAUCCGUUUGGGGAUAGUUCAUCUCACGGAUAGGAUCAUUUCCAUUCGAGCGCACGUCGGGAGGUAUGGAGUCGCAAUGGAAGCCCGAUUGCGACGAUCGGGUUCUGUACCUUCUGUGUGUAUAGUAUCAACCGUAGCUAAAUUUAACGUAAACGGACUGGUGACACUUAGGCAGCGGGGUGGCAACGGUCCAAAGAUAAAACAAAACAAAAGUAUUGUGUGAUAUGAAAUUUCAUAGCAAUUAUGCAAGACGGAUGAGAUAAAUCUAAAAUAACCUUUUACCUGUGUAAGACCAUUAGGCGGUAAGGAUGGGUCGGCAGCAGUGAUACUGGUGAAUGUGUAGUGAGCAUGCCAAUUUUAAGCUUUUCCGUUUCUGUGCUGUGCAAAUGUGCGCCCUGGACGCGCACAAGGGUAGUAGUAGUAGUGUAGUGUUGAGCACUGUUUCACACCGAAAGCCCACUGGUAUGCUGGUAUGAGUAAGUCAGCUGAUUAGUAUUUAGUUGAUAAGGUAUGUCAGCGUGCAAAGUGUACACAUACCGUAGGGAGAGUGAUCUAAAGAUUCUCUACUUUUAAUUAUCGUUCCGAUUAGUUGAUAUACUUUCACUUCCAAAACCGUAACUCACAACCAGCAUCGAGAGUUAGUUAGCGCGUCUGCUGGAUCGUAUUACAACUUCAAUUCAAUUACACAACUCACUUGCUCAGUGCAAUUCACGUCAAUAUAUGGAGAAUGCUCGUUAGAAGCGCUUUUAUCUUACACGAAUCUAUAUCUAUACCUAGAGCACUCGGCAGAAAAUUACUCAAAUUUAUCUAUCUCUUUCUCUGUGUGCGUGUGUGUGUGCUCACAAGAUUUUAGGAAGAAAGGAGCUCUUGUUUUUGGUCUGCGUACUUUGCUACUCAAUUUAAUUCUCUUAUCCUCUAGAAUGGUUCUGCAAUGAGAAGAAUAUUGCGAAAAAGCGAUAACCAAAAUGGAUAUAAAAAGAGAGAGAGAGAGAGAGAGAGAGAGAGAGGGGGAAAAGGGUAAUAUUAGCUUAUAAAAUAACCAUCAAGCGAUACCGCAGUUGAUUGUUGUUUGAACCUAUUUAAAUGGAGUACCGCUGCGACAUUAUGUCUGCGGAAGAUAAUUUAUAUGUAGCGCGCAAACAAAAGCACAUUUAGCAGAAAUGCUGCAAAAUAUAGAUCAAAACAAACCAAACACUUGUGUAGCGCUUAACCAAACUUACACGAAACACACAGAAGACAAGAAGAAAUGAAGAAACCCAACACUCAUACACAGACACGUAAUUUAACAAUGCCUGCAACGUAAAGUACCUUUUUUAAAUUAAAGCUUUGCUGAGAGUCAUAAACAGAUGAGUAGCAAAAUUAGCUUAAAUAGAAUGGCAGAUCGUUUAAAUAGAAUGGCAGAGAAAGAGAGAGAAAUAAAGGAAGGAAGCAAUAUAACUAGAAACGAAGAUAUUAAAACUCAUCCCAAAACCCCGACCAAGGGAAGCAACAUAAACACUCAUUUUAAAUUUUUAACUCAAUAUCGCUGUAGCAAAAUAAGACAAAAACACUGCUGCUUCGUAGGCUAUGCUCAAAACGAUCGUUAAAGUGAGGUGAAAUUCAAUUAGAUGAAACAGAAAAGGCUAACAAUACUGUUGAGACACGUACGCCCGGUCGACUUUAAGAGUAUGUUCAUCCGAAUCGUUCAAUGGUAAUAGAACAAUUUUAUAGAAUAACAAAGAAAACACUCUUUGUUCAAACUGGACGUUAUGUGUUUGUGAUGGUAUCAGUUUUACGAAAACAAAAAUAUCUACAGAUCUAUAAUAAGGUGUGUUUGUGUGAGAAAGUUUGCGUGUUUUUGUCCCAAAAGCUGUAGAAGAAUCCUUUUAUUCGUACGAUCGACUAUUACGUAAACUUACAAAAUUAUACGACCCAACAACGGUGGAGUCGCUGUUUUUGUGUGGAUCAGAGUUCUAAAUGGGCAUUUUGUAUUACUACACGAAACAGUUGGAAGACAUUAGAGAAAAUAUAAAAAAAAACAACAGAAAUAACGGUGCGCAGCGAGUGAGUUGUGAUAGACCAAUAAGAGUAUUUUUCUACUACUAAACUACAACUUAACGAAACUGAGGCUGAGGCGGAGCGGAGGCGCCUUGGUAUGAUUGUUCGAUCACUCAUUAAAUGGUACUAUACGGCUAGGGAGGUCGCCGGGAGUGCAACUCACACACACACACUCUCUCUCUCUUUAUCUGGUGCGUCAAACCACUUCCAAACAACUAUUGUGCAAAACGUUUGCAACCGAAAGUGAAGUAAAUGUCAACAGGAGGGUAAACAAAACUUUACUUGUACAAAAGACAAACUACGAAUAGCUGUGGGAAAAUAUGAAAAUUAAACUUAAAUUCUUAAUUAACCCGCUUACCCGGUUCCACGUUCCUGCAGGGGGGAAAAGAGUAUUGAGAAAGACCAAAUGUUUUGCUCUGUUGCGACAUCAUACAUUAUUUGGAUUAUUAUUUUGUUUUUUAUUUAAUGAAGAAGAGUCGAGAUGAGUUAUAUGUAUUUAUAUUGUUACUUAAUAUUGAUUGAUGGAUGACUCCUUAUUCCUAUUCGUCUAAAAUUACACUAUUUACAAAAGUAUAUAGUUCGUUCUGAUUGUGCUUUGCACAGAUUCGUACUGCCGGAUCACCUUACGUCGUACGUUUCUUAGGAUAUCCUUUGCGCUCGUAUCAUACACGCUUCCAUGUUUCGUGCAAAUUUUUCCGUAUGCCCAUCUUUCUCACCACUUCCGGGAUGGUCCUUUUAAGCCAUUGCUGCCGCAGCAGUCGGGAUGCGAUCGAGGGAGAUUUCGCUGUCCGUUCAUUCAGCAGCCUUUGUGAAUCGUCUUCCGCGUCUUGAAUCGGUGCUGCAUUAGUUAAUCCGAUUGCCAAUGAUGAUUCCUUCGCGAUAAAACACGGAUGCUCCUUUGGAAGAUGCUGCAAGCGGUUCAGUGCAACGAUUCUAUUCAUCUUGACUGGAGCUGUUAGCCUGCCUGCUUGCUUGAUGAUGAAUAACACACACCUUCUGUUAGUAUAGAGCUGCUUUUGGGUGGGAUUGAUGUCUGGUUGUUCUGAUGUCGUCUGCACAAUGGCUUGAAUGCGACUGUAUAGUUGACAGUUCAGAAUGGCACGUUUUAUAGCAAACAUGUAGCCACAGAGUUGGGGAAUUCUCUUUUACCUGUUUGACAGAAUGAUCCGAAUGGUUGAUUUCCACUCACAUACACACACACUUCAGGUACAUGGAUAGGAGACACGCCUGUAGGGUACGCCUUUAUGUGGGUUUUCAAAACCUUCAGGUAAUCCUUCCAGGGCCUUGGGGGUACCGAGCUUAGAAGACUCCCUGAGGUGUGAAAACUCUAAACGGACCGUUGUUUAUGUCCCAUAUUCCUCCAAACACAUUACACGGUACUUGUGUUACCGGCGUUGUCAAAAUUCCGUGAAAAACGGUAUUGUUUUUUUUUGUUGUUGUGAAUAUCCCGCAGACAGCGAGGAAAAACACAACUUCAAUGGAAAUCCCAAAAAUGGCAUUCUAAUCCACGAAAAGGUACCAAAACCCGGUUCGGUAGAUUAUGUGUUUGCCUGUUUUAAAUAGUAAUUGCAGCACAAUCGCACGUUCAAGAGACUUCGUUUUCUUUGGGUAGCCGUUCUAGGAUUAGGUUGACUUCAGUCUAUCUAACCAAAACCCACAAAAACAUAGUCAAUCCAUUAACCAAUUGCACUUCUUUGCAGUUAUUAAUUUUGCCUUUAUUUCAGUUUUUGCAUCAUUUUAAUUAAUGUUUUGAACAAAUUAAUCAUUCAUAUUAUUAUUUUUAGGUUAUCAGAAAUGUAACUAAUCAUUAUCAGACAUUAUUGAACAAUCGCGAAAGGUCACAAGUAAUGACGGCUGUUGAAAAACAUCUUGCAAGUUUGGAAUAAUGCUAUUCACAUUGCAAACUGUGCCAGAAAACGGUUUAUUACGUCCAUGUUCCAUGUUUCUUUUUUAAGUCAAGGAUUUACUUUUAUUGGGAACGUGGCUAGAGUAAAUUGUGUCCAUUGUUUAUUACGUUGCACAACUUAUCUUUCUUACUAUAACCUAAACUGAAUAAUUCAGUAAAAUAGCUUUUCAGUGCUAGGCAAAAUGAAUGCAUUAUUGUAAGGUUUACUGAUUCUCCGGAUGAUCAUUUUAAUUGAUCAUUAAGUAUCGUAAAGCGAUCGCAAGCGUGAAGUCAAUAUAAUAGCAUAUGGUACCAAUACUACGAAAAAACGUAAAAAAUAACUGUAUUUGAACAUAAACCUUCACUAAAUACACCUUGCAUGGCCAUUAAACGAUUAAAUGGAUGUAAUUUUGGGUAUAUAAGAUGACAGGUAGUACUGGGUGAGAAUGUGAGGUGUUAAAAGAAGCGAUAAAAAACACCCACAAAUAUUGUUUUAUUGAAGGGUUUCGUUUUUUGGCUACCUAGAAAAUGUUCCAAUCAUUAGAAGUAUUGGAGGAAGAUAACUAAAGCUACCAAUACCUAUUAAAGGUAGGAUUCAAUCCGUACCUGCUGUAAUGAUACUCUUAACAUUUACGUACGACAAUUUACGUGUGCCGAUCAUUAUGUGCUUCAGGUUUUUGGUUAUUACAUGUCACGGGCAAAACAGUUACGAUGAUCUAUAUACAUACAUUAAGUCCUGUUACUGGGUAAAACAAGGUCCUUAGCCACAGGUACAUUGAUCACUUUAUAAGGGAUGGGCAUUUAUUGAUUCUUUCCACUCGAAGGAACUUACCGCAGGUACGUUGUUGGCAAGUUUUUAGGUGAGAUUUUGUACGCUUGAAGAUUCGUAAAAUUUCGGUUAGAUCCUAAAUGAGCCUUUGGGGAACUAAACGCCCGCCAGGUGCCCCGGGUAGUGUAACGGCAAAGCAAACCUAAAGAGGAUCAUUAGCGCCAUUUUGUACUGUGUCUGCUGGCGCGAUUAGAACCUGUUUUCAUGUAAAGUUUGUGUGUGUGUGUGAAAGGUAAAAAAAACAUGUAAAAACAUAUACACUUUUCACAAGAAGCCGAUGUGUUACGUUUUGGAUUUAUAAUUUUCAUUUAUUUUUCCAUUCCUUUCUCUUGGUUUGUCACCUCUUUGCCUGAAGAUGGAUUGCUCUUGCUCUAACGAUGCUCUUCUUUUUCUGCUUUUGCGUAAAAUUCGUGCUUCAACUGCUACCGUUGCACCUCCGUUUAUUUUGCGUUUUAUUUUCGUUAAUUUUGCACAUAUCUAGUUAAUGUUCACCAAUUCUAUUCAACAUUCAUUAAUGAUACCGAACAUAGCUCAUAUUUUAGAUUAGUAGUUGUGUGUAAGUGUUGAUUUUGAUUUGUUUUUUUUUUUCUCCCAAUCAAAAGGUUGUGUUGUUUUGUAUGUUUUUCAUAUUUAUUUAUACCUUCCUUCCUUGCUCUGUGGUUCUUUCUUGCUGUUUUAUCGCUUUUACUGUUUACCUACCGAUCAAUAUGUCUCUAGCAAAUACUUCUGCAUUUAAAUAGUUUUUUUUUUUUUUAAUGUACCGAUUGGAGGGUUUUUUGUUAAACCCUUUUCAUACGCACCUAUAGCACAAUUUGUUUUGCGAUGCACCGUUCUGUUACACGCGCUGCACACAGUAAAAACAUGAUUACAUUGGUUAACAUUUAGAUGGCGAAUCGGUUGUGCCCGUAGACAAAAACGAUAAGAAAAAAACAAACAAUACAUUUCAAACAAACAAAACGAACAUUUCUGCUCUGGCUGUUAGGAUAAAGGCUCUGGUUGUUGUUGUUGUUUUUUUUGUUUGGUUUCUUAAGGGCUACGUCUGCUUGCCCCUUACGACACAAAAGGUAUAUGAUUUGCUACAUGUAUGUUUUUGUAUCUUCAUAUUUGCAAGUUUUGUUUUAACCCUUUUUUGACGAAUAAUACGGUUUUAGUAAUUUUCUAUAAGCAUAUAAUGCAUUUUAAAUUUUAUCCAUUGUUUUAUCUUGUGUUUAUUGCAUUUGGUACAUGAACUUGAUGUCUGUGUGUGUGUGUGUGGGAUAAAAAUUGUGUAAAUGUUUGUCUCUAUAUAGCACCGUACUUCGGAGCAGCUGUUUGUGUUUGUUGUUUUAUUAAAAGUAAAAAUAAGAAUAAAAAAAACAACGGAACGGAUUCUUAUCAUUCUAAGCCUAGAACGCAGAAAGUACGGCAACCCGUCUGGUUUAACACGCACUUUUUUCUGUUUGGUUUGGUUCUUUCUCUGUGUGCCAAAACUGUGAUCCGCAUUCGCCCCUUUCUCUUCGCUAGUUUCUCUUUUCUAGUUUCUCUUUGUUGCACCUUUUGUGUGCAGUUUUCCUCUAUAGUACAACCGUCUCUCUCUCUCUUUCUCCCUUCACUACUACGCAAAUUUGACUUGAUCCUUUGUCCUCAAAAUACUAUACGAUAGCUUAGAGCACUACGUUAAAGGUUAACUAAGUUUAACUUAAGUGUUUAGCAGGUUUGUAGGAUUGCUGAAAGAGAGUAAAGAGAAAAGGGGAAACAACAGAACAAUAAAAUAGAAAUAGAUAAUGAAGUAGCAAGGUAGCUUAAAGACAAAACAAUAACGGAUAUGAAGAAGGGAACAUUAAUGAAGGUUCAUCUUAAAACGAUUACACUACCAACUAACGCACACUGGGGAGGGUGUUUUGGCGAGUUUCAAAGAGAAAUAACGUUUCGCCAAUUUGCGGAUUCUUUACGGUCUACAUUUACAUUUGGAAGGAUGGAAGGGGCCAACUAUGUAUGUGUGUGUCUGUGUGUAGAGAAGGAUGUGUAGUGUGCUAAACCUAA